CCUCUCGUCUCGUGCUUUGCCUCCCCUCUUCACCUCACCCAUCUCCUUCCUACUCCGCAGUCCUCGCCACUUCCAAGCAACAAACCCAUGGCUCUCGUCCGCCAGCGCCGCCAGCUGCCGCACCUCACCCUCCCGCUCGACCACUUCGCCUUGCGCCUGCCGCCGCAGCCGCAGCCCGCCGCCGCCGCGCCGUCCACCUCCGCCUCCGACGCCCGCCUCUCGGACUACGAGAAGAUCUCCGUCCUCGGGCACGGCAACGGCGGCACCGUCUACAAGGUGCGCCACCGCCGGUCCGCGCAGCCGCUCGCGCUCAAGCUCUUCGCGGCCGGGGACCCCUCCGCGGCGCGCGAGGCCGAGAUACUCAAGCUCGCCGCGGACGCGCCCCACGUCGUGCGCCUCCACGCGGUGAUCCCGUCAGCGUCGGCGGGGGAGGCGCCCGCGGCGCUGGCGCUGGAGCUCAUGCCCGGGGGCUCCCUCGCGGGCUUGCUCCGCCGGCUGGGCCGCCCGAUGGCGGAGCGCCCCAUCGCCGCCGUGGCGCGGCAGGCGCUCCUCGGGCUCGCGGCGCUGCACGCGCUCCGCGUCGUGCACCGCGACCUGAAGCCGUCGAACCUGCUCGUGGGCGCCGGCGGCGAGGUCAAGAUCGCCGACUUCGGCGCGGGCAAGGUGCUGCGCCGGCGGCUCGACCCCUGCGCGUCCUACGUCGGCACGGCGGCGUACAUGUCGCCGGAGCGGUUCGACCCGGAGGCGUACUCGGGCGACUACGACCCCUACGCCGCCGACGUGUGGAGCCUCGGGGUGGCCAUCCUGGAGCUGUACCUGGGCCACUUCCCGCUCCUGCCCGAGGGCCAGCGCCCGGACUGGGCCGCGCUCAUGUGCGCCAUCUGCUUCGGCGAGGCGCCGGAGCCACCGGCCGCGGCGUCGGAGGAGUUCCGGGACUUCGUGGCGCGGUGCCUGGAGAAGAAGGCCGGGCAGCGCGCGUCCGUGGCCGAGCUGCUGGAGCACCCGUUCGUUGCCGGGCGGGACGCGGCCGGCGCGCAGCAGGCGCUCGCGGCGCUCGUCGCGGAGGCGGAGCAGGGCGACCUGUAGCCCAACUGCCAGCCGGGCCGGUUAAUUAAUUCACUAGCAGUAGGAGAUUUAGGAGAGUCGGGACGAGAUGAUGUGUACAUAAGAGUUACGCCACGUGGACGAAUAACCUGUCAUAGGUGGCGUUUUCUUGCUUUUCUUAUGCAAUUUUUUGAUCGGUUUUCUUGACCAAUCAUUAGUUCAUUUCGCAGAUUGCAAGGGCCAAAUUUGUUCGGAUCUAGCAAAAAUGUGCCAAAAUUUGCGCGAUACAGAUUCUUCGAACGA
This is a messenger RNA of Panicum virgatum (switchgrass), 1347 nucleotides long. RefSeq names its product mitogen-activated protein kinase kinase 9-like. Gene Ontology annotation, molecular function: protein serine/threonine kinase activity; ATP binding. Bases 88 to 1086 code for a protein of 332 amino acids. Lineage: Eukaryota; Viridiplantae; Streptophyta; Magnoliopsida; Poales; Poaceae. Gene Ontology annotation, cellular component: cytoplasm. The transcript has a single exon. Gene Ontology annotation, biological process: protein phosphorylation. The record is from RefSeq and is a predicted model, not a curated record.